CUUUAAACAGAAUAUGGAAAUGUAAAUAAAUAAAACGCAAUGAAUGUAUAUAGCUAUAAUUUAUUAAUAAAUGUAUCAUGUUUAAAACAUUUGCGAAUAAUUAACAGCCGCUCAUAUUGAUUGAAAUGUAAUUAUGUAAAGUAUUUAAUAGCUAUUGUUAACAAAUACUUUAUGGCUGAACAGCUGCUUAAAGUAUUUGUAAAAUCUACAGUGGCAACUACCGCAGCACUGGAUGAAGCAAUUUGAAACAUACAAAAAUUAUUUAUUGGAAGGCACAGUGACCAUAUGAAAUGAAUAUUAGAACAAAAAACGUUCUGUCCUGCUUAGUUCUCCGGCCAUGGCUAAUAAUGCCAUUUGGCGUGUGGAUUGUUGUGUCCGUCAUAUAUUAUUGGUGGUUAAUAUCGAGGAUAAGUGUACUGGAGUCGCAAAAUAAUGUAUAUAAAACACAGUUGACGUUAUCACAUCAAGCAAUGAAAGAAAUUUCAGUAGAAUAUACUACCACAUAUCAAGUUCCUGUUAUACCAGAUUCUAUAGGCACCUUGUGUGAAACAAUUCAUAUAGCAUUAGUUUGUAUGGGUAAAUGUACGAGACUGAUCACUCCUAUGUUUAAAUCGUUGUUACACAACAGACAGAAUCCGUUACAUUUUCACAUGGUCGUGGAUAAUACUGCAGAGCACACAGUUGCUGUGCUAUUUGAUACUUGGAUGCUACCUGACGUCAAAUACACAUGCUACAACGCGCAGAAUCGGUUGUCCGAGGUCAGAUGGAUCCCCAACAGUCAUUAUUCCGGUGUAUACGCUCUGGUCAAGCUGUUGUUCCCGGAUAUCCUGCCAGAGAACCUGGACCGGAUCAUUGUAUUGGACUCGGACUUGACCUUUCUCAGUGACGUAGCUGAGCUCUGGAGGAUGUUCAGGAACAUGACCAACGAACAGUUUAUAGGUUUGGUGGAAAACGAAAGUAAUUGGUAUUACGACACGGCGAAGCGAUGGCCCGCCCUGGGUAGGGGCUUCAACACCGGCCUGAUGCUGCUGGACUUGAAAAAGAUCAGAACGAACAUAGACUGGACUGAUCUAUGGCAGAACGCCAUUAAGGAGAACAUAGAGUCGCUGAAGCAGACGACCCUCGCCGACCAGGACAUUAUCAAUGCCAUCAUAAAGAAACAUCCUAAUUACGUUUAUAAAAUUGGGUGUCAGUACAAUGUGCAAAUGUCGACGAAGACACUGUCCAAAAAUUGUUAUCGCGAAAAUAAGAAUAAUGUUAAGGUCGUUCAUUGGAACUCUCCAGCGAAGUACAAUAUAAAGAUCAGAGACGCGAACUAUUUCCGUAAUCUAUAUCAGAGCUAUGUUAAUUUUGACGGGAAUCUGUUGAGGGAGAAACUGCAUACGUGCAGUCAGAAUGAAGCGUUGACUAAUAAGAUAAAUUACUCCGAUCUGUGUGUUAGUUUUCGUUCGGCUCAGAACAUUAAGCUGCGUACUCACUUGUACUACAUGGACUACAGCUACAAUAAUAUCGACGACUUCGACGUCACGUUAGUUCUGCAGCUGUCCAUGGACAGACUGCAGUUUCUGGAGAGACUUGUCAAUCAUUGGGAAGGUCCGUUAAGUGCAGCGAUAUAUUUGUCGGACUGUGACGUCACGAAGCUGGAGAGCUUCACGCGGGACUGGUCGGACACGCUAAGCUCCCGGAAGAACAUCGGAUACCACUUAGUAUUCAAACAUGAUUCGGUACAUUACCCUGUGAAUUAUCUCCGUAACGUCGCGCUGGACAAUGUGAACACGCCCUACGUGUUCCUCAUGGACGUCGACUUCGUCCCCAUGGCGGGCCUGUACCAACAUCUCAGGGACGCGAUACGACUCAUAAACCCUUAUCCACAGAAAAAGUGUCUGGUGGUGCCCGCGUUCGAGACGCAGCGGUACCGCGCGUCCGUGCCGCGCGACAAGGCGGCGCUGCUGGCGCGGCUGGCGGCGCGGCACGGCGCCGGGGACGUCGCGCCCUUCCGCACCCGCGAGUGGCCGCGGGGACACCGGGCCACCAACUACACGAGGUGGAUGACCGCCACUGCUCCUUAUGAGGUGGAGUGGGAGUCCGACUACGAGCCCUACCUGGUGGUGCACCGGUCGGUGCCUAAAUACGACACCAGAUUCUCGGGCUUCGGCUGGAACAAGGUGUCGCACAGCGUGGAGCUGCGCGCGACCGGGCACCGCGCGCUCGUGUUGCCGGCCGCCUUCCUCGUGCACACGCCGCACGCGCCCUCGCCCGACAUCACCGCCUUCCGCGCCGACCCGCACUACCGCGUUUGUCUCGCGUUGUUGAAACAAGAAUUCAUGGACGACCUGAGCAGGAAGUAUAACAUGACCCUGGGAGGACCUUCGAAAUCGGACAGUGUGUACCUCGGACAGGCCAAGAGCUUGCUACUAAACCAGGCUAAGGAGUUGCCUUAGGUGACCAGCGAAAAUUCGCGCAUUCGGCUGUGAUCCGUUAAACGCUCAUUGUGGUACCAAAAAUUACGAUAAUCUCAAUCAUAUCGACGCUUGAAAGGCAAACGUGACUAAGCGACAAUAACUGCUUUAUACAUAAAUGAUAAGCAAUAACCAUAUUUGAUGCGCAAAAAAAAUUA
Bombyx mandarina (wild silkworm) is the source of this 2617-nucleotide messenger RNA. Its product is annotated as xylosyl- and glucuronyltransferase LARGE1. The record is from RefSeq and is a predicted model, not a curated record. Gene Ontology annotation, biological process: protein O-linked glycosylation via mannose. Lineage: Eukaryota; Metazoa; Arthropoda; Insecta; Lepidoptera; Bombycidae. Gene Ontology annotation, molecular function: xylosyltransferase activity; glucuronosyltransferase activity.